Molecule: messenger RNA, 297 nt
Organism: Mandrillus leucophaeus (drill)
Lineage: Eukaryota; Metazoa; Chordata; Mammalia; Primates; Cercopithecidae
Gene: PATE3
Product: prostate and testis expressed 3
Exons: 3
Coding region: 1-297 (98 amino acids)
Source: RefSeq, a predicted model, not a curated record
AUGAACAAAUACUUCUUGUUCCUCUUCCCCCUUUGCUGCCUCAUUGUGGCAGUGACAUCACUUCGGUGCAUAACAUGCCACCUUCGCACACGGACAGACCGCUGCAGAAGAGGCUUUGGUGCCUGUACUGCUCAGAAGGACGAGGCAUGCAUGCUCUUAAAGAUCUACCAGGGCAAUACUCUGCAGAUAUCAUACAUGGUGUGUCAGAAAUUCUGCAGAGACAUGACAUUUGAUCUCGGGAAUCGGACUUAUGUUCAUACAUGCUGCAACCACAAUUACUGUAACUUCCAACUCUAA